AUGUUUUCUAUGGAUGAUUUAAAUUGUUGUCUUUCGAAAAUUGUUCAUUUAUGUAUUGAAGCAUGUAUAUUUUUAAAUCAAUUAUAUAAAUUUGAAUAUCAACUUUCAAAAUUAUCUUCAUCAUAUCAUAAACCAUCAAUAAAAUAUUUCUCUAUUAUUGAUCAUUUAACUAUUGUAAAUAAAGAUUUAAAUAUUUAUUAUAAAAAUUAUUUUUUUAAAAUUUAUUCAAAUAUUUUUAAUUAUCUUUCACGUAAACGUUUUACUUUAAAUUAUUCAAAUGAUAUAAUAAAUGAUUUUCAAGAAGAUUUAAAUCAUUUAAAUUAUUUUUUUCAUCAUCAUAAAAAAUAUUAUAAAGAUAUUUUUUAUUAUUUACAUAAAUUAACUAUAACAUGUUCAUUAUGUAUACAAUAUCAUCGUUCAUGUACAAAUUUAGAAUUAAUGAAUCGAUUUGUUUAUAUACGUAUUGAUUUAUUAACAAAUUUAAAAAAAUUAAAUGAAAAAAUUAAAUUUUUAUUAAUUCAUAUAAAUUCAAAUUUUGAACAUAGAAAACAAUACUCAAUAAAUAAUAAUAAUAAUUUUAAUGAUCAUUAUUCGAAAGAAAAAUUUAAAAUCUUUAAUCUUGUUCGAACACUUUUUCUUUGGUUUAUAACAAUAGUCUUAAUAGGAUAUUAUUUUCAAUGGUCAAUUAUAUAUGAAAAUAAAUCUAAAAAUGGUUGGCCUAUGUGA
This is a messenger RNA of Rotaria sp. Silwood1, 726 nucleotides long. The record is from the annotation of a GenBank genome assembly. Lineage: Eukaryota; Metazoa; Rotifera; Eurotatoria; Philodinida; Philodinidae.